Molecule: messenger RNA, 660 nt
Organism: Fraxinus pennsylvanica
Lineage: Eukaryota; Viridiplantae; Streptophyta; Magnoliopsida; Lamiales; Oleaceae
Source: the annotation of a GenBank genome assembly
AUGAUCCAUCAAGCAGUCUCGUGCAUAAUUCACAUUCAGAUGUUGAAUAUCAAUAGAAUGCAGUUGUUGACCACAAAUUUAAGGUCACGUUCUAUUGCUUCUGAUUCUUUACCACAUCUUCAGUUGCCUGGGGAUAAAAGUGCUCACAUGACAACAACUUCUAGUCCAGGAUUUCUUGUUUCUAACAAUGCCGGGGAUAUGAGAAGUGGACAUCAUCUUCAUCUCAACGUGGUGAAUAUCUCCUCGAACUUUCUAUCCAGUAGAAUUUCAGAAAGAAAUAGUUUCGAAGCAAGAAAAGAUAGUAGGAGGCUAUUUUGGGAUGCUUUAUCAAGACGGAGAGAUUCCCCAACCAUGGUUUUUGCCACUGGUCAUGCUGGUGAACUAGGUUCCCACGACAGAUGGCUCCUAGAUAUUGGUCGUAUCCAUAAUGAUGAAGUUGGUCAUGAUAUGGAUUCCUUGAAAGCUAGACAUCGUCGCAGAAAUGAAAGCAGAUGGUUAAUGAGAUCGGAGGUUUUGGAUGAAAUUCAACGCCAGUCCCCGUCUCUUUCACCAUCAAUGCUCUCUCUCCCUGCUCCUGAGUCUGUUGUGGAUGCAUUUUCUCUCGAGUAUUACAAAAAACUAAAAGCCACUGAAAGUGAUACGAGUGAUGUUCAACAGUAA